Messenger RNA from Ambispora gerdemannii, 2282 nucleotides. The record is from the annotation of a GenBank genome assembly. NCBI's taxonomy places the organism in Eukaryota, Fungi, Glomeromycota, Glomeromycetes, Archaeosporales, Ambisporaceae.
AAUUAGAAGAAGUAGAACAAUCCCGUUCAAUUGAUACAGGAAAAGCUCUACUUAUAAGUAAUAAUGGCAAGUUGAAAUUACCUUGGUGGACGUUACCUUCUGUCGAAAUUGAACUCAUAACUUUGGACGUAGGAAGAACCUUUUCAACUUGGGAUUCUUGCGAAUUAUUUCUAAAGGAAUGGGCCAAAAAACAAGGCUUUCGUAUAGUCAAAGAUCGGGUGUACCGCGAAGAAGGUGUCAUUCGGCGACGAACGUUUAUAUGUGUACACAGUCGGAGCUAUGAUUCGAAUUCAAACAAGGACACCAGUUCAAAAAGAACUCGAUGCCCUUUUCUGGUUAAUACCUCGUGUCCGAAAGUUAAGAAUCCUGAGACUUUAGUGUUUAUUAACAAAGUUGUAGACAAACAUAAUCACGCAUUAAAUAAAGCAAUUAUAGAAUUCGAAGAAUCAAGGAAAUUUACAAGCGAAAUGAUGGAAAACAUCAAAUUUAUGACUGUAUCAUGCAAAUUCGGCACGACUGCCCAAAGAAAAUUUCUUGAAAGCAAAUUUCCAUCACAUCCUAUUCAUUCGAAAGAUCUUUACGCUGCAAUAAAUAAAUUUCGUCCGACACAGAAAUCUUUAUCAAAUGAUGCAGCACAGAUUUCGAAUUGGCUCGAUCAACAGAAAGAGCUCGACUCUCGGUGGUUUGUGGUGCGAGGGUGGGACGAUGAUAAUGCUCUAACUCAUUUGCUAUGGAUGACACCAGAACAAAUUGAGAAUUGGAUACAGUAUUCUGAUUGUGUUCUUAAUGACAUUACCCACAAAACCAACCGCUACGGAAUGGCUUUAUCAUUAUUUGUUGGAUUUAACAAUGAUCGACGUAAUAUCUUGCUUGCUCAAGGUCUUCUAGCAGAUGAAAGUCUUGAAUCACAUAUCUGGAUGUUUAGUCAGAUAAUAAAAGCGACUGGUGUACAUCCAGGUGUUAUACUUACCGAUGCUGAUCCAGCAGUGGAUUCUGCCAUUCAUCAAAUAUUUAUUUUCACAUAUCCCAUACAUUGCGCUUAUCAUAUUACCCAGAAUCUACACAAGAAUCUCAGGAAAGUCUUAGGUGAAGAGUAUCAAAAGUUUCUUGAUGAAUUCUAUCUUUGCCGUAAUAGCUUUGUUGAAGAUUGUUUUCAACAAAGAUUUGAUAAGCUUAUACAAGACUAUCCGAAUGCUCGAAAUUACCUAGAAUUUCUUUAUAAAUCAAAGACAUCUUGGGCACAUUGCUUUACCGGGUUUAGAUUUACAGGUGGUAUGAUAGCAACCUCUCGUGUGGAAUCUGUGAAUGCGUGUUUGAAGCGUUUGCUGUAUAACUCGAAUGUUUCGUUAUGUGAUCUUAUGGGCGAAAUUCACAAACUUCUUGAUCUGCAAGAUAAAGAAAAUGAGUACAAGUUUUGGCAACUAUCGAUUCCCACUAUACGAAAUCAAAAUAAAGUGAAUUUUCUAUUCACUAAAAUUGAUCAAUGCCUUCAACGAUAUCUCACAGCUUCUUUGUUAAAGAUGCAUCGCGACGAGAUGAAUCAGUCUUUAUAUUAUAUAGCGGUUCCUAUUACUCAGGAAGAUGCAGAAAGCAUGGAUGAGGAUCAAACCAUAUUUGCAAAUGAUACAUUUGUUGAUACCCCACAAGCCACAUUGAAACGAAUAAUCAAAUUUGUUGGUUCUCUUAAUAUUAAAGAAAUUUGGGCUGUAAUGUUAGCCACGAGAAAUGCCUACUUUCAUAUUAGAUUAAUUCCAACACGAUGGUAUAAUGAGAGCAGAAAUGGUUCAGAAGAGCCAUUUUUGCUAGCAGAUAAGUAUAUGCAAGAUGAUCAAACUAUAACACAUGAUUCAAAUGGUACGGUGGCAUAUUUGUGUCUUUUUGAUCAGGAUUGUAAAGACUUUCGUGAAGAAAGUCUAACUGUUCUUGAACAGAAGGCUGUUUAUGGAAAAUUGCAUAGUAUAUAUAAGAAAGCUCUUCAUAAGGCAUUGCAAAAUCAUUCAAAAUCACAGCAGCUUAUUGGUUUACUUCAAGAAUUUGCUGAAGAAGAUAUUAAUGAACAGUCUGAUUCAAAUAAAAGUUUACAAGCCAACGAUAUUAGUGACGGAGAAAAUGAUAAUUCUGCAAUACCUCAAUUAAGAAAUCCAAAGAAACAUCGUGGAAAGGGACGACCGCUGGGUACUAAAAGAUUUAAAUCAUCACAUGAGAGUUACGAACCAAAAAUAAAACAUCAACGUCAAUGUAAGAAGUGUGGAAAUGUAGGUCAUUACCAAAAAAAUUGCAAG